AUGUCUGGUUCGAACACUCAUGACACGUCCACAUUGUUGUUGAAGAUAUCAUCUCUACAGGCCGAACUUUCACACCUCCAACACCGGUAUGAUGCUUUACUUGCCGCCAAAGAGCGCGCCGCCGAGAGGUACAAGACCGACUACAAAAAGUGGCGAACUGUCAAACAGUGGCUUUGCGAGAGUUCCGAUUGUGGCAAGGAGGUGCAUCCGUUACUGAAGGAUAGUAACUAUGAUGUCUAUCGGAGAGCCUCUAGCAUCGACAAACGACGCAAAUUUGAAGAAAUAGGUCCGGACUUGAGUGCGUUUGACGAAGAGGAGAAGCAGACGUCCGAGACGCCUUCUGAUGCUAUGGGCAGGCAGCAGGAGGUACCAUCAACUCUCCACGCUUCGCGUAGAGAAACGACUAUUUCAACGGAAGUUGGGAUGCGGUCUGCCACUCCAUUCAAACCCCCGUUCCCGAUACAUGGACACUCUACUGGCGAAGAACUAGCAACCGGCACGUCUGUCUUACACAGUAUCACCUUGCGUCGAGAUCCACCCAAGAGACGCGGGAGAUAUGCCCAGGCCACUGAUGCGACCACUAUCAAUUCACGCUUCACUAUAAGUAAAGAACGCAAUCACGGCGUGGACUUUCAGUAUGAUGAAGUGGUCAAGAGCCGCGAGGGGCGAAAACAUAUGCUUGCUGACGAUUGUGAAUGUUGUCGUGGUUACUAUGAAGGCGUUGGACCACUGCCCAAGCCCCUUCAGAAACCACUUUGGCGUUCACCCUCUUCAACGCCUACUAAGAAACGCCGGUUAUCCUUUGACAGCCUCUCAGACUGUAAGGAAAACCGCGAAGACAUCGAACACCACAAGAAAGAGAUAUCACGACAUCGGCACCAUUGGUAUCGUGCCAAGACACCACCCGGCUACUGGGACAUCGGUUUCCCUGACACACAAGAGACAAGCGACAUCAACCGACGUGCCGCAGAGAUGUAUGCACAGAAAUUGGUAGAGGUUGAAAACGAAGCACGGAGUGGUAAGGGAAGAUACGUCGAACGGAUAGCAUGA
Messenger RNA from Suillus fuscotomentosus, 1050 nucleotides. Its product is annotated as DNA repair protein endonuclease SAE2/CtIP C-terminus-domain-containing protein. The record is from RefSeq and is a predicted model, not a curated record. Gene Ontology annotation, molecular function: double-stranded DNA binding; damaged DNA binding; flap-structured DNA binding. The transcript has 6 exons. NCBI's taxonomy places the organism in Eukaryota, Fungi, Basidiomycota, Agaricomycetes, Boletales, Suillaceae. Gene Ontology annotation, cellular component: site of double-strand break. Gene Ontology annotation, biological process: DNA double-strand break processing involved in repair via single-strand annealing; double-strand break repair via homologous recombination. The coding region runs from base 1 to 1050 and encodes 349 amino acids.